AUGCUCAAAUCCGUGGCCUUGUCUGCAGGCCUCAUCGCAGGCGCCAACGCCUUUUGGCGUAUGGAAUGUCCUGGCCGCGUUGCUCUUGCUCGAAUGGACCCAAUCGUCAACCCGAACGAAGCCUCUCCUCACGCACACACCAUCCAUGGAUCCAAUGGCUUCUCAGAAAGCGCGGACACUGCCGACCUACUUGCUGGCGAUUGCACUUCAUGCCGUGUCACUCAAGACAAGUCCGCCUACUGGACUCCCAGUAUCUACUUCCAAGACGCCAAAACUGGUGAAAUAGAAAUUGUUCCCCAAGUUGGUGGAAUGCUUGCGUACUAUCUCCUCUAUGGAGAUAACAUCACCGCCUUCCCAUCAGGAUUCCGAAUGCUUUCUGGAGACAACAAUAGACGAGCCUAUACGCUGGGAGACGCAAGGCACCCAGAUCCUGAUAGAUCACGAUGGGCUGCCCUGGGCCAGACCACGCAGGAAGAUUUGGCUCAACGCGCGAUUGGUUUCAAUUGUCUCAACUACGCUAAGGACGCCGAACCGACGUUGUUUCGACACUACCUUCCAUCAAAGGCCGAGUUGGACCGGAACUGUACUGACGGUGUCCGAUUCGAGAUCAUGUUCCCGUCUUGCUGGAAGGGUGGCAAUGCCAUUGACAGCGAGGACCACAAGAGCCACAUGGCUUUCCCUGACCAGGUCAUGACGGGUAACUGUCCUGAGGGGUAUUCGGUCCGAACGCCCAGCUUGCUCUUUGAGACCAUUUGGAACACGUAUGCCUUCAAGGGCCGUGACGGCCGCUUUGUCGUCUCUAAUGGCGACACUACUGGAUAUGGCUACCAUGGCGACUUCAUGACGGGUUGGCGUCCUGAAUUUCUCCAAAGUGCCAUCAACCAGUGCACCAACUCCUCCGGCCGUAUUCAGGAUUGCCCCCUCUUCAACGUUGUCGAAGAGGACAAGGAAAUCUCUUGUAAGAUCAAGAAGCCACUUUUGCAGGCAUUGAUUGCUGAGGAUGUGGUUGGGCCCAUGGCCAACCUGCCUGGAGGUAUCAAGGUUGGCCAGGUUACCGAGAUCCUCUGGGUGGAGAAGUGGGUCACGGUUACGGAUUACGGCAACUCGCCUGCUCCUACACCUGCCGGUGCUCACGACCAUCGACGUCGCCACAUGCGCCAUGGACAUGUCCAUGGCAAGUUUUGA
Messenger RNA from Metarhizium acridum CQMa 102, 1185 nucleotides. Lineage: Eukaryota; Fungi; Ascomycota; Sordariomycetes; Hypocreales; Clavicipitaceae. The record is from RefSeq and is a predicted model, not a curated record.